AUGACUACCGACAGGACGGACCAAGAUUCUGCUGAUGAGACGUCUUACAUUGUCUCUCUUUCGAAUUAUGACACGCAGAGCUUGUGCUCGAACUACACAUUGAGGCGCCACAAGUUUGAGACAGAGGCUAAUGCUGGAUGUCACGAAGCGAGGAAGGACUGGAUAAAGUACAUCGGGCCGAUCGAACAGUUCGGGGGAUGCAAUCCCAUCAAUGGCAACUUCUCAGCUGUGGUGCUUCCACUUGCGAAGCCGGAGAGGCUGCGGUUGAUUGCAUAUGUGCUUGAAUAUGCAUUCCUGUACGACAAUAUGAUCGAGCUUGAGGAGUCAGAUACGUCGGGAUCCAACGACCACGAAAAGUGCGAGUGGAAGAACACGAACCCAGCACUAGGCAAAACGCAGAUUCAAGCAAAAGUGAUGACACAACUCGCAUCUGUCGACAAAGCAUGUACUGAGCGAGUCAAACACGUGUGGAAAGAGAUGCUUGCCACGACCUUACGAGACAAGGACAAGUGCUUCGUCGACUUAGAAGAAUAUGUCGACUUCCGCAUUGUCGACACCGGAGCGCCAUUCGUGGAAGCCAUGUUACUCUUCGGCAUGGGUAUGACGCUCACUGAAGAAGAAGACCAUCAACUCGAGCCAGUCCGCAAACCGUGCUACGCAGCUCUCGGUCUAGCCAAUGACCUCUUCUCCUUCGAUCGCGAGUACGCCGAGUUCAAGAACACAGAAACGACGCAAACGCUGAUCAAUGCUGUCUGGCUUCACAUGCAAUGGUACAAUACGGAUGUGCAAGAGGCAAAGACGAUGACUUUGGAAGCGACGGGAAGAUAUGAGGAGCAAUUUCUGAAGAGCUGCGCGGAGUUCCGGCAGCACAAUACACCUAUCUCGGCGAAACUAGACACUUAUCUGGAUGCGCUGGCUUAUCAGGUCAGUGGCCAUGUCGUUUGGAGCCUGAACUGUCCAAGGUAUCAUGCUGAGUACCGAUACGACCCAAACAAGGGUAUCGAGGACGAGAUCACAGCUGAUUUACUUCCAAAGAGCCUCGGUAUCAAGUACAAUGCUACUGCGAUGCUGUUAGGCGAUGAGAAGCAGGAUGACGGCUCCAGGCGUUCAUCUACUGACACGUCCCUCCAUCUCUACGAAGACGAUACCUCAACAACAAGAGAUGAUGUCUCAAUCUCCUCAUGUACAUCUGUCUCCUCUUCGAGCUCGAAGACGAAAGACAUGGACAAAACUUGUUUGCUGGGUCCAGAACAUGUCGACGCGCCCUUCGAAUACAUCACUUCGCUUCCUUCCAAAGGUGUACGAGACACCUUCAUCGACGCCCUCAACAUUUGGCUCGACGUACCCGAACCUGUUGUGUCCCGUAUCAAAUCGCUUGGCAACCGUCUACACGCCGCAUCACUCAUGCUUGAUGACAUCGAAGACGGGUCUCAUCUCCGACGAGGCCAGCCAGCAACACACACAGUAUUCGGCACGGCACAAACCAUCAACUCCGGGUGUUAUGAGAUCCUCCAAGCCGUACAUGAAGCUCAGACAUUAGGUGCAGCGGAGGCGAACAUUGUCCUUGAAGAGCUCGCCGAACUGCACAUCGGCCAAUCUUACGACCUCUUUUGGACGCAUCACAGCCAUUGUCCGUCUGAAGACGAGUAUCUGCAGAUGGUGAAGAAGAAGACUGGUGGUUUGUUCCGAUUGUUAGCUCGCCUCCUGCUUGUUUCUGCAGACAGUAGCGCAUCGAAAGUCGCCUCAGAUAUCGAAAUCGAGUGCCUAGUCAGUCUCAUUGGGAUGCAGUAUCAGAUUCGGGAUGACUACCAGAACCUCCGGUCGCCGGAGUACAGCGCUCAAAAGGGCUUUUGUGAGGAUUUGGACGAGGGGAAAAUGUCGUUCCCGCUCGUUCACGCUUUGAACAGCUGUGAAGAUGACACGUUGUUGCGCGACCUUCUUCAACGGAGUCGAGACAUUGGAUGUCUAUCGGAUGAGCAGAAACGGCUUGUGCUAGAACAACUCGGUCAUUUAGGGGAGUAUGGUGUACACGCGAAAGACGUUAAUGCGGCUACAGAGCCAUAUUUAUGA
Molecule: messenger RNA, 2070 nt
Organism: Alternaria ventricosa
Lineage: Eukaryota; Fungi; Ascomycota; Dothideomycetes; Pleosporales; Pleosporaceae
Exons: 4
Coding region: 1-2070 (689 amino acids)
Biological process (GO): isoprenoid biosynthetic process
Molecular function (GO): prenyltransferase activity
Source: RefSeq, a predicted model, not a curated record